Manis javanica (Malayan pangolin) is the source of this 4697-nucleotide messenger RNA. RefSeq names its product isthmin 2 (gene ISM2). The record is from RefSeq and is a predicted model, not a curated record. Lineage: Eukaryota; Metazoa; Chordata; Mammalia; Pholidota; Manidae.
GCGCUCCCUGCGGGGCCGCCGGGAGGAGGCAGGCCGGGCGCUGCAGGCUCGCGGGAGCGGGUCAGGAGGCGCGGAGGCGCGGGACGGAGCAGCCUCGGGGGGACCAUGCCUCGGGUCCGGGGCCGAGCGGGGCUGCUCGGAGUCGUGCUGCUGACGGCGCUGCUGGCCGCGGGGCGAGGGCUGCCCCUGAGGAAGCCGCGGGGCCCCGGGCCCCCGCCCCCGAGCCGCGCGAGGCUGGCGGAGGUUUUGGCCUCCCUAGAUCCCAGCUCUCCUGGGGAAGAGGAAGGGAAACCACUGCUCCCCAGGACCCGCCUCCAGGCAGGACCACGCCAGCACAGACACCGGGCUCUCCCUGAGCCAGCAGCCUGGACCCUGGACGAGGCCUCGGCUGCCAGGACUCUGGAGAACAUUCCCUUGCUGCUGGAGCUACAGAAGCUGCCAGGGCUGGCCAGCACAGACCUGAGUGCCCUGAACCCCAAUAUCCAGGUGACUCUCGAGGUGGCAGAGGACCCCCAGACUGAGGUGGAGAUGGACCUGCUGGCCAAGCCCAGCAAUCACUGGUCCCAGGGCACCCCCAGCUGGCUGCCCACCAGGGAGCUUUUCUGGCCCCUAUUCUGGGGCUACUUGGAGGGCCAAGAGGGAAGAACAGGUGUCAAGGGCAGAGCCCCUGGGGAGGAAGAGGAGGAGGAAGAGGAGGAGGACUACCCUGCAGAGCACAGUGAAAACGAGGACCAGGAGGGCCGUGAUGAGGACGAGGAUGACGAGGAGGAGCCUGGGUUCAGUGGGGCUACAGGCGGCUGGGAGCAGGGCUGGUUGGCCCCUGGGGCCUGGGCCUUCAAGGAGCUGGACAGCUAUGACAAUGAGCUUCAAGAGUGGAGCCCCUGGUCUCCUUGUAGUGGGACCUGUGGCAGCGGCAGCCAGCAGAAGACUUGGCCCUGCAGCUCCGCCUGCACUGCCUCCAAGUCCCAUGCCUGCGACCUGCCCCCAUCCUGCCUAGCCUCUCUUCCUGAAGGCACUGAGGACAAGGACCUCUUGGGCUUCCCCAGUGAGGGGUGGCAGCCCGCAGCCCAGAGUGCUCCAGAUGUGCUGGGAGAUGUGGACAGCUGUGAGAAGUGGCUGAACUGCAAGAGUGACUUCUUGGCCAAGUACCUGAGCCAGAUGCUCCGGGACCUGCCCAGCUGCCCAUGUGCAUACCCACUGGAGGCCAUGUACAGUGCCGUGAGCCUGCAGGACGAGCACCAGGGCCGCAGCUUCCAGUGGAGAGAUGCCAGUGGCCCGCGAGAGCACCUAGACGUAUACCAGCCCACAGCACGCUUCUGCCUGCGCUCUCUGCUAUCCACAGAGAGCAGCACGCCGGCUGCCCAGCACUGCUGCUACGACACAGGCAGCCGGCUGCUGACCCGAGGCAAGGGUGCUGGCGCACCUGACCUUGUCAGCACCGACUUCUCGCCAGAGCUGCACUUCAAGGUGGACACACUGCCCUGGAUCCUGUGUAAAGGGGACUGGAGCCGCUACCAUGCUGUGCGCCCCCCCAACAAUGGCCAGGCGUGUGCUGACAACCCUCCCGAGGAGGAGUACCUGGCCCAGUUGGAAGAGGCCAAGGAGUACUAGUGAGGGGGCCACUGUGCUGAAUUGCCUCGCAGGCCUCAUACCCCUCCUCUGUCCAGACCUCAUGAGGCCGGUCUGGGUGGACCCAGGCAGGCCAGCACCCUGGAGUCAGUGUAGGGUUGGGACAGGUUGAAGGGUUUCGGGCCCAGGGUGAGGGAGGGAGCUCAGUUCCUGUGGCCCCUGGGGAUGCCUGGGAAUGUGCAUCUGUGAAGCUCUCCCUCUCCUGCCUGCUGGAGGCGCUGCCCCACCCUGGCCACUCAUUUUCCUUCUUUCCCUCAGAGCUGGGAUCUUCCGCCCGGCUCUGUGCACAGGUGUGAGCUGGGCUCUCCAGACACACCCUGCUUCCAGGACCUGCAGUGAAUCACUCAGACCCAGCCCGGAGGGCCAGUCCCUUCAGCCUGCCCACAACUUCCUCUUGCCAGGCUGCCAGCCAGCCCCAGGUGAGCAGCACGCCUCUCCCAGUGGCUGCACAUGGCCUCCUUGCCCCAUGCGCUGCUGGGAGCCACCAGGAGCUGGUUAGCCUCAGCUCCGGGCUGCCUUUCUGUGGACACCACCGUAGGGCUGAAGAACCCUCAGCGAACAGACAGGCUGAGGUAGCCGAGACACGGCUGGCUCCAGGUGGGGAAUGGAUCAACCAAUCCCGGUCCCCUUCUUUGUUCUAAGUGGUAGGAUUGUGCUGGGGGAGGUGGCACUGCCCUGAGUGGGUGGGCUCAGAACUGGCUGGGGAGGAUGUCAUGUGGCCAUGGUGAGCUGGUAAACCUCUUCUCUGUUGGUGUGGGGGGAUGCUUUGAUUUGUAGCUUUUGGGCAAUUUCUGGGGUGUAAGUACUCCCACCGUGGCUGACUUCAGGCUCCCCAGGUGAUGUCACUGAAUGCACUGAGCUCAGAAUUAGGCAGAGAUGCACAUAACUGCCCCCACCCCCAGCACACCUCAUGCCUCUUCCCUGCCUCCCUGUGCCCCCUAUGUCACACUUCCUUGCCUUCUAUGGGAUUGAAAUGCUGAGGUCCCACUUUUCCUGUUCACAAAAGCCUCCAAAGUUAAGGGACUUCAGUCCUAGCCCCUAGACAGCUGCCCUGAAGCUCUGUGGGAUCCUUAGCAAUAAAGCACUUUAUUUGCAAAUUCUGUCUGAUGAAGAAUUUGGGGUCCCAGCAGAGCAGAAGGGUGUAGGGGGCCCUUGCUUACAGUCCAAGCCCAGCUCCCAUGUGUUUUGUUUAUGACUACCCAACCCAGCUGGGCAGGCAAAGCUCCUGGGGCACAGAGGUUAAACCGUAAACAUGAGUUAUCUCUGUCAUCUCACUGGUGAGGGCCUGGGAGGCAGAGGGAAGCUGGCUGGACCUCAGAGCACAUGUACUCUGUUCUUUGGUCAGAGAUGUAAACUGCAUGUACUCUGAGUAAGUGGCUCCACUGCCCCAAGUAACUUGCUACAAAGGGUCCAGUUUAGUUGCCCGUAGGACUAUAUAGGAUAACAAAGAUGGACACGUACCUGGCUUAGUUGGUAUCCUUAUGAGACACUCCACUGUCACUCCUGGCAUUUGGGAAAGGACAGAGACAUAUCAAAGUAGGAUGAGACAAGGUUGAGAGCCACCACCUGGAGAGAGCCAGAUUUUUCCAAUUACCGUCACUCCUCGAGGUCGGUUUAACGGUCUGGAUUUGGACCACAGUCUAAAAUUAUUCUGGUGCAACUAGAAUAUUACAGGGUCAGAAAGACAGAAUCUCAGGUCACCUGAUGGGGUCCAAGUUCACGCCUUUCCUAUUGUUUGGGAAAUUCAAUACAACUAGCACAGGCAUGCUUUAAGUAUUUUUUAGCAGAAUUUUUUUUUUUUAAUGAGACAUCCGAGUCUGUUUUCACAGGUAACUGCUAAAUUCUUUCUGAUUAUCUUACCAUAAACACACUGUCUAAAUUUAAUCUAUGCCUAAUGCUUGUCUAUUACCCAAACAAACAGGCGGGGCCGGUAGGUUUGAUUUAAGCUGUAGUCCAGGUUCUUCAUCAAAAGCUUUCUUUUGGAUCGUCAGAAGGCAGAAUGCUGAGCUGAAUGUGAAUUAGUUCAGCCUAGCACUCUUUUGAGUAAUUGAACCCAAAUGUGGCUUUGGGGAGGUCUAAAAUUUCCAGAUUAGUACUGAGUUUCUACUUUACUUCAACUAAAACAUUCUAGCCAAGUCAUGUUGGUAGGAUUAGCCUGCAGGCCCUGCUGCCACCUAAUAAAACAGACAAAAAUAGAUGGAAGGAAACAGCUGUAGCUGCAGGAGGUAGUGUCUGGAUUAGAGGGCGCUGACUCACACUGGGGUGCAGGACGCUGGGGCAGGACCUGCCUAGGAAAGUGCCCCUGCCUGUUCAGGUCGUCACCUCCUGUAACAUGGCAGUCUGAACCCACUAGAUCAUAUCCCCAGCACAUGGUCAGUGCUCAGUACUUGUUUAUGGAACCAGGUAUUUAAACACUCAUUUCUUCCUCUUUCUGGGAAUACUAAGAGGUUUGGAAUUUUCUACUCCAGGAGGGAUGCCUGACAUAACUAGAAAUGCAGGAGCUUUCCUUUGGGAAUAAACCCAACAAGGUGGUAGAUGUAGUGGUUUAGACUUGAGCCUGGCUCAGCAGGUCCAAUCCUUGUCCCAAACCCCACCCUGCUAAUCAUUAGCUGUAGGGUCUGGAAUAUGUUACUUAAGAAAUCCAACGCUUAGUUUCUUGUAACAGAAAUGAUGGUAUUAUCUAUUUCAUAGGGUUAUUAUGGGGGUUCAAUAAGCUCAUGUGAGGAAACCGCUUAGUCUGGUGCUGGAUCGUGCUAACUUCAUUAAACAGGCUGUUAACCCAAUGCCCACAGUUCCCCUGGUCACAGAGUGGGGAAUCUCAUCUCAAACCAGCACCUGGUCAUCCCUCUUCUUGCAGUAGGGGAAGAGACCACAGCAAGUGGAAGUCCAGGAUGCCACCUCUGCCUGCAGUAGUGUUUGUUGGCACUGUUUACACCAGAGCACCAACCCUCAGUGAGGGAGAGGAAACUUUCUGCCAGUCUGCAGAAAGGAUGCUAGCUUAGAAAUGCUUGGUGGUAACAAGCAGGCUCCUUUGUGUCUCUUACCUACACUUAACCAGAAUGGAGACA